UUGCAUAUGAAGAGCAUUAUUUUCAACUCUGCUUGUCAUUUUGUAAUUUAACGUUGGUUCGUUUUGUGCAAGGAAAUAUAGCGGAUUGUCAGUUAUUUAAUUGCAAUUUAAUUCAAUUCAGUUCAAUAUAAUACAAGAAGAAAUGCAUUAUGGACAUGAAAGCUCAAGAUCUCUGUUAAGUACGGUGCUGCAGGAUAAAGCCCUCCGGGAGAAGGCGGAAGAUGAAUUACACGAAACAGCUGAAUCCCGAGGGGAAGAAUCACGUGAUCUCAUUUCUUGGAUUGAAAAGGGGGAAGAGAAAGUACCAAAACUGACCGAUUCCUGUUACCUCUGGUCAUUUUUGCGAACUUCCAAAUUCCGCCAAGAUGCGACACGUCAGCGGAUGAGAAAUUACUGGUAUUCUAGGCGCAAGGCAAUCAUGCAGGUCAUGAAUGACAUUGACCCGGCGUCCCCUGAUAUACUUAAUAUACUUAAAGGCCCAAACGCUGUUUACAUACCAUUGCCAGGAUAUGACAAAGAAGGCCGGAAAGUUAUACUUGCACGAUGGAAUCAGCUGGAUGUAAGUGGCAGUGCGUACAGUUUUAACGACUGGUUUCGGGCAAUUACUCUCGUGUUCGAUGCCUUAUGCUUCUUGGACGAAAAGGUUAUGGUGAAUGGAGUUACUUUCCUAAUGGAUGCUAAAGGUGUUGCUAUGAAACACCUCAUGUUUUUUGGUUUCAACAACUGUCGAAAACAAUUUGCUGUGAUGCAGAAUGGAUACCCCAUUCGCAUCAAGCAGGUCCAUUACAUAAACAAUAAUCGAGUUAUAGCGUUCUUUCUUGGGGUUGUCAAAUCAGUCGUCACGGCAAAACUUGCCAACAGGAUUCAACUGCAUGGCUACCAAUACGACACUGUAUUUGAUUAUAUUGACCAGUCAAGUCUUCCGGAUGAGUACCUAGCGGCUGAUUAUUCCGGAGAAAGGGCGGGUACUUCACAAGAAAUAAUGGAACGGUUUAUAAGGGAAAACAUCUUAGAGCCUACAAAGCUUGACUUUCUACGAAGAUUAUACAGUGCCAACAACAUUUCUGAAGACAGUGACACGGCGUCGAGUGAGGAAGACUUUGACGAUGCCGUCGCCGAAGACAGUGAUCACUUUUUUGAAGACGCGAUGAAUGAAGAAGAAGCCGAAUCUUUCUUUGAAGAAAGCGUCACACAAAACACUGCUGCAAAAGAAGAAUGAAUUAAACGCGACUGAACUUGAAAAUACUUUGAAAGAAUUGAUCUUUCUGAAGAAAGGUAAAAAUAUGUGAAGAAACAGAAAAUCUGUCUUCAUGAACAACGUCGAUUGAAAUGUACAGUCGUUACAGAAUUGAGUGUUCCUCCUCCCAGUAAACACGUAAUCAAAUUGUUAUAAGUAGCCGCAAUAACAUAUCGAUGUGUCGUGGGUUACGGCCACUCUAGAAGAAACAUAAGUAAUUUUCUUGCAUGGUCUAUACUUUUUCUUUACACUAACGGAUAUCACUAUAAGUUGAAAAAAAACUUUCGCUACAGCAAGGCAAACUGUUUCGAAUCCUUCGAGGUAUUUGUCUUCAUUGAAUUUUUUUUUUUUGACUGUUUAUAACUUUUUCCAACACAGAUAUGUUUGUACGAGAAUGUUGUCGUACGCGGUGGGAUCGGCACAAAUGACUAUCAUAACACGGCACAGAACACGCAUGUUAUUUUAUGACUUCACAUCAUAUAUCGCGGACAUUCGAGUCAUCUGCACACAAUUCUAUUUACAAAUUUAUUUUCAGAAUUCAUACAUGUGCUGCUUUUUUCUAGCAUACUCGCAUGCAUUUCAUUGACAUGUGUACAUGUUCAUUUUCGCAUCAUGACACCGACAUGUUAUAUCAUUACAUAAACACUAGAAUGAUUGAAUGUUUCAUUUAUUUCCAACAUUUUUCCUUUUCAGUCUAAUUGUUUUGGAUGACAUUUGCUGUUUACUAAGUGAUACUUGCUGAAACCCUGUUGAUGUACUCAUUUACCAUAAUUGUUUAGUGUAAUGAUAUUUAACCGGUGAGAAAGUAUAUUUGAGCCGUGCCAUGGGAAAACCAACAUAGUGGG
This is a messenger RNA of Mercenaria mercenaria, 2082 nucleotides long. RefSeq names its product alpha-tocopherol transfer protein-like. Lineage: Eukaryota; Metazoa; Mollusca; Bivalvia; Venerida; Veneridae. Gene Ontology annotation, cellular component: membrane. The transcript has 8 exons. The record is from RefSeq and is a predicted model, not a curated record. Bases 143 to 1219 code for a protein of 358 amino acids. Gene Ontology annotation, molecular function: phosphatidylinositol bisphosphate binding.